UAUAAAGAAAAGGGGUGGUUUUGAUGCCUUCACAAUACAGGGAUUCAACAAUUGGAAAAAAGUUCAUGAUAGAAAAAAUUGUGCAUUCUUGGUUCAUAUAGGAUCUGAUCCUUGCUCGGAACACAACAACUCAGCUAAGGAAUGCCAAGCUUUGUUGAAUAAUCUGAAUCAUAUAGAUAAUAUUAUGGAGGUAGCAAGUAAUCAAGAGAGGGAAAAAAAUCGUCUACGUUUGAGAACAUCAAUUGCUGUUGUUAAGUGGUUGACCUUUCAAGCUUGUUCUCUUAGAGCUCAUGAUGAGAAACUUGAAUCAAAAAAUAGAGGAAAUUUUAUUGAAUUGAUUAAACUUCUUGCAGAAUUUAAUCCUGAAAUUGCUGCCGUUGUCUUGGAAAAUGCUCCUCAAUGUGCCAAGUACACGUCACCUGAUAUUCAAAAGGAAAUUUUAAGUAUUUUUGCAUUGAAAAUCAGGAAGCAUAUUCGUGAAGAAAUUGGUGAUCAAAAGUUCUCUAUUAUUGUAGAUGAGACAUGUGACAUUUCAAAGCGAGAACAAAUGGCAAUUGUUCUGAGAUUUGUUGAUAUUGAUGGUGUUUUACAAGAAAGAUUCUUUGACUUGGUACAUGUGAGGAACACAAAAGCUCUAACGCUGAAAGCGGAGAUAUGCUAUGUAUUGUCUACCUAUGGUUUUGAUGUGCAGAACCUUCGAGGUCAAGGUUAUGAUGGUGCUAGUAAUAUGAGGGGGGAGUUGAAUGGACUGCAAGCACUUGUUCUUAAAGAAUGCCCUUAUGCUUAUUAUGUCCAUUGCUAUGCACAUCGUUUACAACUUGCUUUGGUUGCUGCAGCAAAGGAUGUUGUUCCUGUUACUCAGUUUUUUCAGAAGUUACUCUUUAUUGUGAACACAGUUGACUCGUCAGCAAAGCGGCAUGAUGAGCUUCAUGAUGCCCAAGUGGUUGAACUUGCACGGUUGUUGGCUGUUGAUGAGCUUGAGACAGGUCAAGGGGCAAAUCAAAUCCGCUCACUAAAACGUCCAGGAGACACUAGGUGGGGUUCACACUUAGGUUCAAUUUCGAGCCUUAUGGACAUGUUUAAUCCAGUAAGUACAGUUUUGCAAAAUUUAGCUGCUGACUCAACAGCUGGUACAAAUCGUGCUGAUGGGGAUACUUCUUUCAACUACAUGAUAUCUUUUGAGUUUGUAUUUAUUCUAUGUCUCAUGAGAGAAAUAUUGGAGAUCACCGAACAACUUGGUCAAGCUCUCCAAAAGAAAUCACAGGACAUAGUAAAUGCUAUCCGUCUUGUGCAAACAACAAAAAUUCUUCUUGAGAAAAUGAGAUCAGAUGAUGGUUGGGAAACUUUUAUUUGCAAGGUUAUGGAGUUCUGUGUGGACCAUGAUAUUGAUAUCCCGAACAUGGAUGAAACAUACAUUUUACGUGGUGGCCGUGCUCGUCGUCAACCUAAUCAUUUUACCACAGAUCAUUUCUUUAGAGUGGAGGUAUUUCGGGCAACACUUGAUACUCAGUUGGCUGAACUAAAUCUGAAGUUUAAUGAGAAGAUCAUUAAAACAAGGCUACGCAACAGAAUGGAAGAUGACUUUCUCGCUAAUAGCAUGCUAGUGAAUAUAGAAGCUGAAAUUCUUGGGGACUACAAUUAUGAAGACAUAAUUCAUGAUUUUAUUGAUGUGAAGAAACGAAAAGUACACUUUUGAAGUUUAUGUACUGCCAACUUAAAGUAAGUUCGAUCUUUUGAACACUCUUUAUGUAUUGCUGAACAAUAGUAAGCUUAAUUAAUAUAGUGAUUGUGGUUCUUGUAGCUCUA
This is a messenger RNA of Panicum hallii, 1806 nucleotides long. Its product is annotated as zinc finger MYM-type protein 1-like. The coding region runs from base 185 to 1696 and encodes 503 amino acids. The record is from RefSeq and is a predicted model, not a curated record. The transcript is spliced from 2 exons. Lineage: Eukaryota; Viridiplantae; Streptophyta; Magnoliopsida; Poales; Poaceae.